AGGGGGUUUAACUGAAGCCGAUUGAACGCCAUGAGAGGGAGGAGAGGUAGGCCGCCCAAGACGCUCGAUGCUUCGCCGGCCGCGGGUGGCGGCGGGCCGGCGGGCAGCCUGAGGUACCGGGCCAUCGGCACGGGAAGGGGCAGGGGAGCCGACAAGAGAGGCAAUCAUUCAUCGACCGAAGCUGGCGGCAGAGGGAGUCGGACCCCGAGAGGGGGUAAAACUGCGACUCGGGGCAAGGCCCGGUCGGCGGUGGUGCGGCAGGGCGGCAGGUCCAGCAGGCUGGCCGUCAACAAAGUGAUCUACGACGACCACGAGAGCGAGGAGGACGACGAGAGCCUGAUGUCGGAGGAGGACGAAGACGAGGAGGAGGAUGAGCGAGAGAAGGUGCAAGACGACGAGCACGAUUCGGAUUACCACCAGGCCAGCGAGGAGGAGGAAGAGGAGGAAGAGGAGGAUGAUGCGAGCUAUUGCACAGAGAGCAGUUUCAGGAGUCACAGCACUUACAGCAGUACUCCAGGAAGGAGAAAGCAGAUAAGGGUCCAUCGGGCACGAUCGCCGCUAUUUGAAGAGACGGACAUUAUUCCUCUUGAUAUUCCAAAAUGUUCUGAGGAUUUAUUGGUGCCCAGUGAACAGCUGUUGAGCAUAAUUGCUAUUUAUGAGGUGUUGAAUAAUUUUGGAACAGUUCUACGACUUUCACCUUUCCGAUUUGAAGACUUUUGCGCUGCUGUGGUUGGUCAAGAGCAGUGCACGUUAAUUGCAGAAAUGCACAUUGCUUUGUUGAAAGCAAUUUUACGGGAAGAGGAUUCCUCUAAUACCACAUUCGGUCCUGCUGACUUAAAAGAUAGCAUCAAUUCUACGUUGUAUCUUAUUGAUGGAAUGACAUGGCCAGAACUGGUGCGGACCUAUUGUGAGAGUGACCCGGAAUACCAACAUGUGCUCCCCUGUCAGGAAAAGGAUGACUACCCAUAUGGACCAAUAGAAAACAAAAUUAAAGUUCUUCAAUUUUUAGUGGAUCAGUUCCUGACAACGAACAUUGCCCGCGAGGAGUUAAUGUCUGAGGGUGUAAUACAGUAUGAUGACCACUGUCGUGUUUGUCACAAGCUUGGUGAUCUUCUUUGCUGUGAAACUUGCUCAGCGGUGUACCAUUUGGAAUGUGUGAAGCCACCACUUGAAGAGGUGCCAGAGGAUGAAUGGCAGUGUGAGAUAUGUGUGGCACACAAAGUGCUUGGGGUUUGUAAUUGCGUGCCUGAAAUCCAGAAAAAUAAACCCUAUGUUCGACAUGAGCCUAUAGGAUAUGACAGGCACAGAAGGAAAUAUUGGUUCCUGACCAGAAGGAUUAUUAUUGAGGAAGAUAAAGAAAAUGGGAAGGAUAAAAAAGUGUGGUAUUACAGCUCAAAGAUACAGCUCGCUGAACUUAUUGACUCACUGGACAAAGAGUACUGGGAGUAUGACCUCUGCAGAAUACUGGAAGAAAUGCGUGAUGAAAUUCAUCGGCAUAUGGACGUUACAGAAGACUUGACCAAUAAAGUUCGUGGCAAUAAUAAAUCUUGUUUAAGUGCAGCUAAUGAGGAAAUUUUGGAGCGGCAGAAAGCAAAAGAAGAAGCAGAGUUGGAGGAAAUUAAGCGAAACGCAGCAGAACAAGCAAAGAAAGCCAUGAGAGAGAGUAGGCAUAAUGCCCAGAUGGAGAUUGAGAAAAGCAAUGAAGCAUCAGAAGAGCAAACUGAAGAGAAGGACAAGGAUAGGGAAGAGACUGAAGAAAAUGCUCAGGAAAAAGGCACAGAAGACCCCACAUCUAGUGGAGAUAACCAUAGCUUGGGAACCUCAGAGACAUUGAAGAAUGAUGGUAGCAGCCAAAAUCCUUCUGCAGAGGAAAAUAAAGCUUCCCCUUCGAAGGAUGCUGGAGACAGUGAGCUGGCAAAUCCUGAAGCUGAGAAACUAACAGAGGAGAAGAAAUUGGCUGUCGAAUCAGAACAGCUCCCCUUGGACAGAACAGAUAAUGGUGAAAACUCUACUGACACUACGGUGACGGCCCAGAAGACUCUUCCACCUUCACUGUCCGCUGAUGCUAGUAGCAACAAUGCAGAUUUGUCCACUGAAGCAUCCACGCAAGAUGCCAGUUGCAAGAUAUCGGAGGAUUUGGAGAAUAUGGAGGGGUUCGCUCAAUCUCCAGGCAAUGAUCUGGAAGACCCAGAUUCGGCAGAACUCGGAAGUGAUAAAACAAAUGGCGAAAAUGGUGAUUCUUCUGAAACCGGUAAAGGCUCAUCCAUCCCAACCAGGAUGGUCACAAGGUUACGAAAUCCUGACAGCAAGUUGAAUCAGCUGAAGAUUGCCCAGGCUGCUGCAGCAGCACAUGAAGCUAACAGAUUCUUCAAGGAAGGCAAAGAGGUCCUGGUGGUAAAUACACAAGGCGAAAUCACUCGCUUGAACAUAAGGAAAGAUUUGCUGAUCAAAGGAUCUGUUAAUAACUUGUUUAAGUUGGGUCAAGAAGGAAAGUACCGUGUCUACCAAAAUCAAUAUAGCACUAGCACCUUGGCACUCAACAAGCAUCAACAUCGGGAGGAUCAUGAUAAACGACGACAUCUUUCACAUAAGUUCUGUAUGACCCCUGCGGGCGAGUUCAAAUGGAAUGGUGCUGUGCAUGGAUCAAAAGUACUUACAAUAUCCACUUUAAGGUUGACCAUUAUCCAACUGGAGAAUAAUAUCCCAUCUUCAUUCCUGCAUCCAAACUGGGCUUCGCAUAGAUCUAAUUGGAUAAAAGCAGUUCAGAUGUGCAGCAAACCGAGAGAAUUUGCACUAGCUCUUGCUAUCCUUGAAUGUGCAAUCAAACCUGUUGUAAUGCUUCCAGUCUGGCGAGACUCUUUGGGACAUACCAGGUUGCAUCGAUUAACAUCCGUUGAAAGAGAAGAUAAGGAAAAAUUAAAAAAACGUGAGCGAAAACAGGAGGAAGAGGAAGUUAUGCUACAAGCUACCUGGGUGAAGUAUACCUUCCCUGUAAAACAUCAGGUAUGGAAACAAAAGGGAGAAGAAUAUCGCGUGACAGGAUAUGGCGGCUGGAUGUGGAUUAGUAAGACUCAUGUCCAUCGUUUUGUGCCUCGCCUACCUGGAAAUACUAACAUUUAUUAUAGAAAGCCUAAAGGUCUACUGAAAGAAGGUUCAGAAUUGGAUAAAAAUGAAUGCUCCUCUGCAGUAAAAACAGAAACCAAAACCUCUGGCAAACACUGUUCAUCUCAAGACUCUAAGGAUCUACCAGAAAAUGACACAGUCACAGAUAAGUCUUUUGAGAUAAAAUCAGAAGAGGAAGAAAAAGUAGAAGAAAAGGAGGAAGGAAUGGAAAUUGAUGCAAGUACCGAGUCACAGCAAACUGAAAAGAAAGAAAACAUUGAAGUUGCCAGUAUCGAUUCGGAUAAGUUGAUCAAGGAGGAGCCAAUGAAUUUGGAUGAGACCAAGAAUGAAUCCAGUUCAAAAGAGGAAAAAUAUAUCUCAGCUGAUCUCAUCAAUGUGAGUGAGGGCUUUCAGCUGAGGACUUGGUAUAAAAGGAGAGUGAAAACAUCUAAAUUAGAUGGACUAUUGGAUCGGCGGGUGAAACAGUUUACAAUGGAAGAGAAGCAAAGACAAGAAAAACUGAAACAAGAAGCCUUAAAGAAGUUACCAAUAAAGGAACAGAAAAGUAUAACUGAACCACAGAAACCUGAUCAACCUGAAAGCAUUCUUCAAAGAGAGUCUGAAUCAGUGGAGCAAAGAGGGCAAGUAGGUCAGAACUCUUCAAAGAUUGCAGCUGAAAGCUCUGUAGUGUCAGAUCAAGAAACAACAGUUGGGAAAAAUCAAGUAUUGUCCCAUGAAAAAGCAUUGUUAAAGGAACCGGGCAUUAAUAAUGCAGUGUCUGUUGAAAAGGAAGCUGUUGAAAAUUCCACUGAAUCAGCGGUCACAUGUGGUGAAAUCCAGGAGCUACAUUUGAAAAGCAAGGAAAAUGGUACAGAGGUAAAAACACAGCAGUUGGAAACAAGGGCAAAUUCUGUACAUAAUAAUGUUGAUGCAAAGAAUGAGAGCUUUGGGAAGAGCUGUGAGCCAAUGGAGGGAAAAGAAAACGAUGCCAAUCUGAACACAAACACAAAUGUGGAAGUGAAUGUUGCUGAAGGCCAUGGUGAUCUGAUGGAGACAGAUGAAUGCGGUGAAGGCAACAACACUGAAAUUAAGCCAAGUAAAGAUGUAAUUGGAGCUCUGCAUGAGGAAAAAACAGAUCGAGCCAGUGAAAACAUUGGACCAAUGAAUGUUGAGGAAAAUGGUGUAAAAGAAUUCCCUGACCACAAGGAAAGCAAUAGUGUUGAAAAUAAAUGCCCUGAAAAAAUGGACACAGAAUGCUGUACAGAAAAUAAGAUCUCUGAAAUGAAAGCUUUGGAAACCAAACUGGAACAUCGGCACCCUGUUGAUCAGAUUAAUGGAAAUGUUGCAGUAGAAUCUGUUGUAAUGAAAAAAUCUGAAUUGGUCCCAUCUGAAGCACCUGAUGUUAAUAACAGAGAACCCCUUAAGGAAAAAAACAGCCCAAAGGUAAACUCUGAAAAUGAAAUAAAAUCAACAAAAGAGCCAAAUGUAAAGCUAGUUAUGAAUGGCGAUAUUACCACAGAUGACCUGGAUGAAAAAUCGAACAGAAAAGACGGAAAUGUUUUAACAGUUGCACAUGAUGGUAUUUCAGCAGAUAAGGAGGAGUAUGAUGAUGCUGUACCACAGGACAAGCCCCCCAGGAUAGAGGAUGCAAUUGAACAGCUAAAAGCACCUAGGUUACACGAAGCGGUCCCAGAAGUGAAGGCACCCAAGCUAGAUGAAACGCCUCUACAAUCAGAUGUUCCCAAGUUAGAUAAUAUUUCUGAGAUACUGAAUUCUUCGGAAGUAUCAGGACUUUCAAACCUAGCCUCAGAUAAAUUAUCGGAGUCUGAAAAUGAAGUUGGACAAGGACAUGAAAGAACUCUCUCUCCAUCCUUUGUUCCUGCAACUGACUUCACUUUGAAGAAGGACUUCAGUGAGCAGAAUGGGAUACAGUCUGAGAGUGAGGUGGGCGAUAGCAAUGGGAUUAAAACGGUUGUUACAGAAAUGACCACCACAACUACAACCGUUUCCACGGAAUCCAAGACUCUUGUUAGUGUGGCUGAAACUUCUUCACAGAGCAAUAUUCCACCGGUGCUCACUUCUGUUAAGAAUUGUGCUGUUUCUUCAACAACAACCACCACAAAAACUUUCACAAAAGUGACCUCACCAAAACUAGACAGUACAGUGGACGCCUUGACAGUAUCAGAAAAAACUGUUGUUACAACCACAGUGACUGAUUCUGUGGCCUCUCCAGAUGGAGUGUCAACAACCACCAUGACCGUAAGUAAAGAAUAUUCCACCAAGGACAGAGUUAAACUCAUGCGGUUUUGUCGACCAAAAAAGACACGGUCUGGCACAGCCCUCCCUUCGUACCGUAAAUUUAUCACCAAAAGCAGCAGGAAGAGCAUAUUCGUCCUGCCAAAUGAUGAUCUAAGGAAACUAGCCAGGCGAUCUGGGAUUCGGGAAGUUCAAGGAUUUAACUACAAUGCAAAGCCUGCUUUGGAUAUCUGGCCCUAUCCAUCUCCACGACCAACCUUUGGCAUUGCAUGGAGGUAUCGACUACAAACUGUGAAGUCCUUAGCAGGUGUCAGUCUUAUGUUGCGGUUAUUGUGGGCAUGCUUGCGAUGGGAUGACAUGGCAGUUAAACCACCAGCAGGUGUCAGCACUGCUCGUACAGAAACUACAGAAAGUGAUAUCACCACCACUGAGAUUAUCAAACGCAGAGAUGUUGGACCUUAUGGAAUCCGUUCUGAAUACUGCAUUCGGAAAAUUAUCUGUCCCAUUGGUGUACCGGAAACUCCAAAAGAAACUCCAACACCUCAGAGGAAAGGUCUUCGAUCUAGUGCUUUACGACCGAAGAAGAUUGAGGCCCCAAAACAGACUGGUCCUGUUAUAAUUGAGACCUGGGUCCCAGAAGAAGAACUGGAUUUGUGGGAAAUUCGCAGUUUUGCAGAGAGGGUGGAAAAGGAGAAGGCGCAGGCUGCUGAGCAGCAAGCAAAGGUUAGUGAGCAGAAGAAGUCCGAAGAGUUCAAGGCCCAACUCGAGGCCCAGCUUAAACAGCAGCGCUUGGCUGCUCAGCAGAAGCGUCUUGAGCAGCAAAAGUUGUCAGCCACGCCUAAUUCUGCUGCAUCUGCCUCUACGACCAACAGUACCGCUACCACUAUUGCCACUCCCCAGAAGUUAGUGGUAGGCUCCUUGGCAGGACAGGUCUCCCCAGGAACAAAAGUGGUAUUUACCACUAAAGUGGGUUCACCAACUACAGUGACAUUUCAGCCAAACAAGAAUUUUCAGCAGAGUUUCGCUACUUGGAUCAAGCAGGGCCAGAGUGGAUCAGUCACCAGCACAGUUGCUACUACAGGUACAACAAUUGCCACCGCAGGUCAGACGUUCCAGAUCACAGGGAGCCCGGUAACCAUGACGGGAAAGGUGAUAACUGCCAAGCUUCCACUCCCGGCAAACAGCAAAAUCCUCACCGUCAAUGUGCCAACCACUCAAGGAGGAGUAGUUCAGGUGCAGCAGAAAGUUUUGGGAAUCAUUCCAUCGGGCACUACUUCAAGCCAGCAAACCUUUACUUCAUUCCAACCAAGAACUGCCACAGUAACUCUGCGGCAGAAUGCACCGGGUACAACAACAUCAACUCAGCAGGUACAGGUUCUGACCACAGGAGGAACGACGCAGAUACGCCCUGGUGUUACCGUUAUAAGGACACCCUUUCAACAGACUGCAGCAAUUGGGAAGACUAUAAUACGAACACCUUUGAUGUUGCAACAAGGAAUACUCCCAGCCAGUCAAAACCAACAGAUGGUCACCCAGAUUAUUCGCGGGCAGACUGUAACAACGGUGUCGAAUGCGGGCAAUUUAGUUCAAAAUUCCACCCAGAAGAUGGUUACUGCUCCAAGCACACCAAUGCAGCCUAUCCAAAGUCGGCCUGCCAUACCACAAGGCCAACAGCCAAUCCAAAGGCCACAACAGGGACAGGUUCGAUUAACAAUGGCACAACUCACUCAACUCACGCAGGGACAGAGUGGAGGUCAGGGAUUGACUGUGGUUAUUCAAGGACAGGGGCAAACAACUGGACAGCUUCAGCUUAUCCCACAAGGAGUAUCGGUGAUUCCUGGGCCAGGGCAACAGUUGAUGCAGGCUGCCAUGCCAAGUGGAACUAUCCAGAGGUUUCUCUUCACGCCUUUGCAAACAGUAACGUCAACAGCAGCUGCAACCACAGUGGCCACUACAACUACAGUGCCACCAGCUGCACUGGAACAGAAACCGGUACAAACAAAUGCACAACAAAUACAAUCUCCAGUUCAAUCACCACCUCAGCCUCUACCAUCUUCUCCAGUUCCGACAUUAGCUGCCUCUCAACCACCAUCCUCUGCACAACCUGUCCAAACGCAACCUGCACAAGCCCAGCCUGUGGACAAGGUACAAGCUCUGCCACAAGCUCAAGUUCCUUCAGUGCCGACUGGGAAUCAGCAAACUGUACAGUCCCCACCUCAGCCCCAGUUACUGGUCCAGCAACCUCAACCCCAGAUUCAGACAAUAGUCCUUCCAUCUCCACUUCAAUCCCAAAUUACAACUCAGGCAGCAACUGAGAUGCAGACACUGCCUCAGGUUCCUCAGGGUGCGGUUCAGCAACAAAUUAAACUUCAGGUCCCUGUUCAGAUUCAGCAGCCAGCUCUGACUCCAGCCCAGCAAAUCCAAAAUGUAGUCAGUGUGCAAGCAGCCAGCGUUCAGGAGCAACUGCAACGAAUCCAGCAGAUCCGAGAUCAGCAGCAGCAGAAGAAACAGCUACAGAUAGAAGCUAAAAGAGAACAUAUGUUUCAGACAACAAACCAAAAUGAAAUUAUUCAGAAACAGGUGGUAAUGAAACAAAAUGCUGUCAUUGAGCACUUGAAGGCCAAGAGUAGAAUGAUGUCGCCUGCUGAGCGGGAAGAAAACCAGAGAAUGAUUGUAUGUAAUCAGGUCAUGAAGUACAUCCUGGAUAAGAUUGAUAAGGAAGAAAAGCAAGCAGCAAAGAAGAAAAAGCGAGAUGAAAAUGUGGAACAGAAGCGCAGUAAACAGAACGCCACCAAGCUGUCAGCCCUGUUGUUCAAACACAAAGAGCAAUUGAAGGCUGAGAUCCUGAAGAAAAGGGCAUUAUUAGACAAAGAACUUCAAAUUGAGGUGCAGGAGGAAUUGAGAAAAGACAGGAAUAAGUUGAGGAAAGAGAAAGAGAAGGCACAGGCAGCUGCUCUGCACACAGCGGCCCUCGCGACUGCAAAUGUGAUACAGACUGUUGUGAUGCAGAAACGAAAAAGGGAAGAGGAGAAGGAGCCUGCAAAAGUGAAGAAGAAGAAGAUGAUUUCUACUACCUCAAAAGAAUCCAAGAAGGACACAAAGCUUUACUGUAUCUGCAAGACACCAUAUGAUGAAUCAAAGUUCUACAUUGGCUGUGAUCUCUGUACGAAUUGGUAUCAUGGAGAAUGUGUUGGUAUCACAGAAAAAGAGGCUAAAAAAAUGGAUGAGUACAUUUGCAAUGAGUGUAAACGAGCACAGGAGGGCAGCAGCGAAGAGCUCUACUGUAUCUGUAGAACACCAUACGACGAAUCACAGUUUUACAUUGGCUGUGACCGUUGCCAGAACUGGUACCAUGGGCGCUGUGUUGGCAUAUUACAGAGUGAGGCAGAUCUCAUUGACGAGUAUGUCUGUCCACAGUGCCAGUCCACAGAAGAUGCUAUGACUGUGCUCAGCCCGCUUUCAGAGAAAGACUAUGAGGGUCUCAGACGGGUGCUACGCUCAUUACAAGCUCAUAAAAUGGCUUGGCCCUUCUUGGAACCAGUAGAUCCGAACGAUGCACCAGAUUAUUAUGGUAUCAUCAAAGAGCCAAUGGAUCUGGCUACCAUGGAAGAAAGGGUGCAUCAUCGAUUCUACAAGAAACUAACAGACUUUGUUGGUGAUAUGACCAAAAUCUUCGACAACUGCCGUUACUAUAAUCCAAGUGAUUCACCGUUUUAUCAAUGUGCAGAGGUUCUAGAAUCAUUUUUUGUACAGAAACUGAAGACUUUCAAAGCAAAUAGGUCUCAUUCCUAACAAAUUACACUCUACUGCGUAGAUUGCAGCACUCUCUAGACUUCAAACAACAAGGAACAAUAUCGUACAGAGCAUGAAUAACAGGAUCCGUAUCCAGAGAGCAGCGAGAAGUGGAACGCCACCAGGCAGAUAUACUUAGUCAGGUUCUCCUGACUGACUGACUGACUUUAACCAGCAUUGUUGUUCCAGCACCAAUCAGUUAACUGAAUUGGAUGAAGCCCCAUUUUGUUUGUUAGAAGCUCAAAGGGAGAGAUUAAAAGAAGAGGAGAAGGAAGGAAAUUAGAAAUAAAAUAAGCCACCUUUUACCAGCCCUAUCUGACUCUUGCAACCUCCUCAUUUGGCAUGGGGUAGGAGGCCUAAUGCAUCCUAUCCACUCUUGUUAUUACAAGGGGCUGGCUUCAGUUUUCCCAGCAAAAUUCAUCACCACAGUUCUUCAGUGAAGAAGCUGGCUGCAAGCUGUCUUUAAUGAAACAAACAUGUUUAAGUUUGACAGCUGUAUUUAUUUAUUACUGAGAAAAGAUGAAGCUUUCUUUUUUAGAAUCUGCUGCCCUUGUUUGUCAACUAAUUAUGUGCUUUUUUUUUUCCUAUUGAUAUAAAAAGACCUCACUUGCGGAUAAGCCGGUCUUUUUUAUGUAAUUGCUGUAGGUAACGGUGAGUGGAUUAAACUCUUGAUCCUUUCUUUCAGUGAAAGGAGUCAUUUCACGUACACAUGCACGCACGCACACAAAAUACAUAUGUACCCAGUAACACGUGAGCACAGCGAAAUGGGAUCCAACAUGAAGUUUUCUUUUGCUAACCAAUAUCUAACCGCGGGGGGGGGGGGCUCCGUCUGACCCCUGGGUGAGCAGUCGGCAGCAUUGGCAGCUUCCAGGUUAGACUGCCGCCUUGGUGAAGAUGCGGCACCAGAAAACUAUCAAUCACUCUGCAGAAAUUUGAUAGACUGAAAUAAACAGUGUGUACUGAAGAUAUCUUGUAUGUAAACAUUUUGUCAGAUGCUGAAAUUUUUUUGUUUCUUUUUUUGUAUUAAGGUUCAGAAAUAUUGAUGUAUAUGAAAACAAUAAAUGGAGGAAACCAUUAUCUCCCACAGAGAAAAUCCACAAGUGUUUCUGUAUGUGCUUACAAUGACCCAUUUGUGAGACUUUGGGCCUCUCCCAAGAAUUCUAACAAAAGAGACAAAAUUUGGAAAAGGUGCGAGGGCACUUUAAAUUUGAAAUGCUGCAUAUUGUAUGCAUUUGUAUUGAGUUUUUAAACUAGGGGGAGCUAUGGACUAACUCUCGAGUUGUGAAAUACUGCACAUUUCAUCACCACGCCACAGUAUUUCUGUACUAUUUAUUCAUAUCUACCAACUUAUUCAUUUGAGUAAUGUUGCAAAAAUUAAUCUUUCCUACCUGUAGGCAAUAGAUUGCUAUCUAUGUUUUUAACGGAUUGUGGCAACUAUGAAGAGUAAUUCUUUUGUACUUGAUAGGACAUUUCAUCCUAGACAAUAAAGUAAUGUUUUUGACAUCAA
Messenger RNA from Amblyraja radiata (thorny skate), 10657 nucleotides. It is a transcript of the gene bptf, whose product is annotated as bromodomain PHD finger transcription factor. Lineage: Eukaryota; Metazoa; Chordata; Chondrichthyes; Rajiformes; Rajidae. The transcript has 32 exons. Gene Ontology annotation, molecular function: zinc ion binding; RNA polymerase II cis-regulatory region sequence-specific DNA binding. Gene Ontology annotation, cellular component: NURF complex. Gene Ontology annotation, biological process: regulation of transcription by RNA polymerase II. The record is from RefSeq and is a predicted model, not a curated record. Bases 31 to 9150 code for a protein of 3039 amino acids.